Drosophila mojavensis is the source of this 1369-nucleotide messenger RNA. RefSeq lists its product as uncharacterized. The record is from RefSeq and is a predicted model, not a curated record. Bases 111 to 1160 code for a protein of 349 amino acids. The transcript is spliced from 2 exons. Gene Ontology annotation, molecular function: protein binding. Gene Ontology annotation, cellular component: cytosol; P-body. NCBI's taxonomy places the organism in Eukaryota, Metazoa, Arthropoda, Insecta, Diptera, Drosophilidae. Gene Ontology annotation, biological process: neurogenesis.
UCUAAAUUGACCAAAUUAAAUUAUUUUGUUGACAUCGGGGGAAUUAUUUGAGAUAUCUGAAAAAUCUACUUUUAUUCUUUUUCCAAGACAACCUGAAAUAUUUUGAAAUAAUGAUUACUACAUGGAUGCGUGAUUCCUUGGCCGACAUUUUGCGUACCAAUCGCCAUGCAGACUGCAAAUUUAUUAUCGAAACUGCAGAAGGAAGUAAGGUAUUUCAGUGCCACAAGCUGAUCUUUAGCUGCGCCUCUGAGGUGUUCGAUCGCAUGCUCUAUGGCAACUACAAUGAGUCCAGCAGCGGGGAGGUGAAGCUGAACGACGUGGAGCCAAAAGUGUUUGAGAAGUUUCGUGAAUAUGUUUACGGCUACGAUGACGAGAGGCUUGAAGUAUACGACUUUGACACACUUGUGAAACUAGCAGAGUUCGGCAACAAGUACCUGGUAGAGUCCAUCAAGGAGGACUGUGUGCGACAUCUACUAUACCGCAAGGAAAUGUUCGACACAGACGAGCUUCUGCGUCUUUUCCAGUGCGCGCACACACUGAAUUACUCGUUGCUGAUCGACCAUGUCUCUCGUGACCUCAAGAAUCACGCCAAGAGGGUGCUCAACCACUCGGCCAUAUACCAGUUUAGCACAGAUGUGUUCAAAAGCUAUAUUGAGGUGGUCGAGAGCAGACUCAGUGAGCCAGAGCGCUUCAACUUGAUUGAAAUGUACAUAAAGUAUAACGAUCUGGAUGGUCCUGAUACUGCUGCUACAGACACUGAAAGUGAACAUGAUACUGCUGCUAUAGACACUGAAAGUGAAGAUGAGAAAACAGAUACUAAUGGACUGGUCGCUACUCCGGCAAUCGAAGGGAAGGGAAAAAUGAAUAGGGAGUAUAUUUCUGAGUUACUGGGGCUAAUCGACUUUUGCAAAUUCACGGCCAAGGACUUCUAUGAAGGACCUGGCAAAUCGAGCUUACUCACCUUGCAGCAAAAGUACGAGAAUCUCUAUAAGAUUGCCAGGAGCUGCUCACAUGUUUCCGCCCAGGAGGAACUAGAGACCAAGCUAGGAAAUUCCUUUUUAUCUUCCAGCUGCCAUUCGUAUCAUGAGAUGCAACAAUCAUAUAUGAGUCGCUCAAGUCGCCGAGGCGACUCAAUGAAGACUGACAUGAUAUACGACUAAAUCCAAUUAUUUCAAUAUUGGAAAAUGGGUAGCAUACGGAAGGAAGGUGUCUCUGGUUGUCUAGAUCUUCAUAAAAUUAUGUUAUAUUGAUUAAUUAUCUGUUGCAUUUAUUAUCGUUGUAUAACGGCUUUCAAAAAAUCUUGACUGAUUUUGAUAUCAAAUUUUAAGUAUUCAAAAACGGAAUUAAACCAAAAAUAUAUACAUACAUA